Messenger RNA from Ceratina calcarata, 1237 nucleotides. RefSeq names its product coiled-coil domain-containing protein 130 homolog. Gene Ontology annotation, biological process: mRNA splicing, via spliceosome. The record is from RefSeq and is a predicted model, not a curated record. Bases 209 to 1147 code for a protein of 312 amino acids. Gene Ontology annotation, cellular component: U2-type spliceosomal complex; post-mRNA release spliceosomal complex. NCBI's taxonomy places the organism in Eukaryota, Metazoa, Arthropoda, Insecta, Hymenoptera, Apidae. The transcript is spliced from 5 exons.
AACCUAAUUGUAAUCAUCGUAACGCAUGUCGUAAGUGUAUUGUUAUUGAAACUACAGCUGCCAGUUGUCAAAAUUCCACUCGUUCGAUCUGCGUGUGAUAUAAAAUAAAGAAAAAAGUAUAGGAAAAUAGGAUGUUAAUUAAAACAAGUCCGUCUUAGGCAGAAUUAAAACACUGUAUUAUUUGGGGACUGAUUAAAAAGCAAGAGAAAUGGGAGAACGCAAAGGAACAAAUCUUUAUUAUCCGCCCGAUUACGAUCCACGGGUUGGUGGGCUGAAUAAAUUUCAUGGGACUCAUGCAUUGCGAGAAAGAGCCCGCAAAUUACACAUGGGUAUACUCAUCAUCAGAUUUGAAAUGCCAUACAACAUAUGGUGUGAAGGAUGUGGCAAUCAUAUUGGGAUGGGCGUUCGUUAUAACGCCGAGAAAAAGAAAAUUGGAAUGUACUAUAGCACUCCUCUGUAUCAAUUCCGAAUGAAAUGUCACCUUUGCGACAAUCAUUUUGAGAUAAAGACUGAUCCAGCAAAUCUCGAUUACGUGAUAGUAAGUGGUGCGAGACGUCAAGAAAAUAGAUGGGAUCCUAAAGAAAAUGAACAGGUGGUACCAGAAACGAAAGAAGUAUCUUGCAGACUGUACGACGAUGCUAUGUACAAGUUGGAGCACGGAAUAGAGGAUAAGAAAAUAGCAAAAUCGCGGAAUUCUUCAUUGGAAACCGCGAUAGCAUUAAACGAAGCUACAUGGAAAGACGAUUAUGCUUCGAAUUGCGUAUUACGUUCCGCAUUUAGAACACGAAAGAAGGAGUUGGAGAAGAAACAGGGUUUGGAUCAAAUGUUGCUUAAAAAAAAUGGACUCAAUAUAGAUCUAGUAAAUGAACACGAGGAUGAUAUAAAAUUAGCAAAAUUACUGACGCAUAAACGAGACACGAAGAAAACCAAACAGAGUCAUCUAAAGCGGCUUGUUUCCGUUGUACGAUUUAGAGAUAAGUUAAAGAAUACGCCGUCUGCUACAUCCGUUAGCGGUAUUAAAAAACAAAUAGGACAAAUACCCAAGCUGCCACGAGUGAGCGAUCAGGAACCUUCAACAUCGAAACCUGCUACUAGUACGCUAAGUACGUCGCUAGUUACUUACGACAGUUCGGAUACUGAUUCAUAGCGUUUUGUACUUGCAUUAAAGGAACAUGUACAUAUGUAACUAAAACGAUGUCUUACUAUAAAUAUAAAAAUAGGAAUUAGCUUACUAGAA